Messenger RNA from Ruditapes philippinarum (Manila clam), 2233 nucleotides. RefSeq lists its product as uncharacterized. The coding region runs from base 27 to 1454 and encodes 475 amino acids. The record is from RefSeq and is a predicted model, not a curated record. NCBI's taxonomy places the organism in Eukaryota, Metazoa, Mollusca, Bivalvia, Venerida, Veneridae. The transcript has a single exon. Gene Ontology annotation, molecular function: zinc ion binding; nucleic acid binding.
CCGACAAAUUCAAAAAUGUACUCAAAAUGGAUAAAGAGGUAAAGGAGGAAUGUAAACAAAAAAGAAUACAGAGUAAAAAAGUUGCAGCUUCAAAAAUGGCUAAUUGGUCUUCAGAUGGUUCGGAAGAGGAAAGCGAAACUGAAAGAAAAGUUAAAUCAAAAGCUAGCUUUAGUAAGAAACAGGGCUUAGAUUCAGAUGAAACCGAAGAAGAAUUUUUUAAAUGCAAGCCUGAAACAAAGAAAAUUAAACAAAAGUUGUACAAACGAGACAAAUUCAUUGAAGAAUCAGAUGAGAGUGAAGAAAAUAUUAAAAGAUAUUCUAAGCCAAAGAAACUACAAGCUGUAACAGAUGACUCUGAAGGUGAAGAUAUUAUGCCACGAAAGAGGAGGAGUAAGAAACGCCAACAUCAGAGAUUUCUUGACUCUUCAUCAGAUGACAGUGACGAAGAUCAGCCACGUCGCAGCACCAAGGGUCAAAGGAUGCCUAGGUAUAUUCCAAAAAGCAUUUCUUAUGACGGGAAGAGUAAUUUUGCUGCAUUCAAAAUGAAGUUCGAGCAGUAUGUUAAGGCAUAUAGUUUGACGGAGGAAGAAUGCAAGAAUUGUUUGUGUUGGUGCCUUACUGGAAAAGCAGCAGAGUACUUCACACUCACAAUGGAGGUCAACAACAGUCUGUCGUACAGACAAUUGAUCAAAAAGUUAGAACAGAGAUUUGGGUCCAGGGAGUUGGCCGAAACAGCCAAUGUAAGAUUUCAGCAGGCUUGCCAAGGUCUAGAUGAAAGCCUUGAAGAUUGGGCGGACCGUGUUCUAACUCUAGCGACAAAGGCAUUCAGAGAAGUUCCGGACAAAUACGCUAACCAGCAGGCAAUCACCCGAUUCUGUUCAGGUUUAUAUGAUAAACCAUCGGCUCAGAACGCUUGUGUCCAGAGACAUAAAACAAUGGAGGGUGCCAUAGAUUAUGUGAAGUGGUACCAACAUGUACACCAGGCAGUUUAUGGAAAAUCCAAGCCCACGCGUUUUACGCGUGAAGAUCCUCCACAUGUGUAUGAGACAAGUGCGGUUCAACAAGGAGUUUCGGGUCAGCAGUUCCAGGAAAUGAUGAACUUGCUUAAAGAAACGCGUGUUACGCGUGACAAGGCGAAAGAUCAUCUUCAGGUUAUUCCUCAAGGUGCAUCUAACGAUCAGUUUAGACAGAUGAUGGACAUGCUAAAGGAGAUGUCAUCAGGUACUGGCGUUGGACGUGGUCGAGGGAGAGGGACUGCACGGAAAGAUGGUUGUUUUCAUUGUGGGCAGCCAGGUCACAUUAGGUUACGUUGUCCAUUACGUUUAGCAGAAAGGACAUGUUACAAGUGUAACAAGCAAGGGCACAUACAAAGAGAUUGCCCUGAGAAUGGUAACGGAACAAAUAAUUUAAACUGGAGCCCAGUCAGCAUAGCCAAAUCGGAUAGAUAUCGGUAACUGAACGGAAUAUCGGCAUAACGGUCCGAUGUCUAUCCGAUGUCUAUCCGAUAUUCACCACUGAUCCAUAUUUUAAAAUAAUAUAAUUUAGCAGUUGUGGAAAAUUGAAAAAGUGUAGAUAAAACUUUGAAUUUAAUAAUUACCUUUAAGAGUUUAUAACUAUCUUAUUAUUGAAUAUAUAUCCGUCGUCGGCACGAUCCUGGACCGUCAUCGGUUUUUUUUCUUUCCGUUCAUUAGGUUCAAUAAUUUUCGUUGGAUUGUUUCCUUAAACUGGCGCAAAAAUCAGACAACGAAUCAAAACGAAAACGUAAGCAUUGUGUGUUAAAUUUACAUCAAAUAAAAUCUUGUAAUCAACUUUUAAAACCAAACGGAAGGCAUUUGUUUAUUUAAGCUGCAUAAAGUUACCGCUAUUGCAGGCACAGCAUGUGUUUUUGUUUGCAUUACAUCUUUGUAAUUAGUUUUCGCGAAUUUUGAUAUUAGUAAAGACUUUUUUUUUUGCCCUUUUUAUUUAUUUUGAAGUAUUCUCAUUCAUAGAAAAAUAUUGAAAAUGAGUUCUUAUUGGUCUAAACGCAGAAGAGUUGUUUCAUCAGUCAAUUUGCAUGUACAAGCUUUAAAUAAUUUAGAUGAAGAUGUAGGUCUGGCUAAUCAAGAGGCCGAUGAGGAGUCUCUUACUGAAUCUAGCCCAAAUUUAGAAAAUCCACAGCAGACAUAUGACAAUGAACAAUUCACAGCUUCUGUAGAUGAUUCUGUAGAUUUAAAUAAUGAGAAUAUAUCAAAUA